CUUCUCUACAACUCUGCUCUGCAUCCCAGCGCACAACAAUCACAAGCUUCGCUGCGAACCCUGGCGUCCCACUCCAACGUCGCGAUCCGACCUCAUUAAUCCCCAGACUUCCCAAUCCAAAAUCGCAAUCAUGGGUCUCACCGAUGUUCUGAGCCGCAAGACCGGCGUCAUCGUCGGCGAUGACGUUCUGCGUCUGUUCGAGUACGCCCGCGAGAAGCAAUUCGCUGUUCCCGCCAUCGUAGGUUCUUCCAGUAUAAGACGCAGAACUACUCCAGGAGGCGAGGGUUGCAUUGUGUCGCCGGCUAACAUGCUCUCAGAACGUCACGUCUUCCUCCACCGCCGUCGCCGCUCUCGAGGCUGCCCGUGACGCCAAGGCUCCCAUCAUCCUCCAGAUGUCCCAGGGUGGUGCCGCCUACUUCGCUGGCAAGGGCGUUUCCAACGGCGACCAGUCUGCUUCGAUUGCUGGUGCCAUCGCCGGUGCCCAGUACAUCCGCUCCAUCGCUCCCACGUACGGCAUCCCCGUCAUCCUGCACACCGACCACUGCGCCAAGAAGCUGCUGCCCUGGCUCGACGGUAUGCUCGAUGCCGAUGAGGCCUACUUCAAGGCCAAUGGCGAGCCUCUCUUCAGCUCCCACAUGAUCGAUCUCUCCGAGGAGGAGGUUGCGUGGAACGUCGAGACCACCGCCAAGUACCUGAAGCGCGCUGCCCCCAUGAAGCAGUGGCUUGAGAUGGAGAUUGGCAUCACUGGCGGCGAGGAGGAUGGCGUCAACAACGAGGACGUUGACAACAACUCCCUCUACACCCAGCCCGAGGACAUCCUCAACAUCUACAACACCCUUUCGCCUAUCUCUCCCUACUUCUCUAUCGCCGCUGGCUUCGGCAAUGUCCACGGCGUGUACAAGCCCGGAAAUGUUCGCCUGCACCCCGAGCUCCUCGGCAAGCACCAGGCCUUUGUCCACGAGGCCAUCAAGUCCAAGCUGGACAAGCCCGUCUUCUUCGUCUUCCACGGCGGCUCUGGCUCCUCCAAGCAGGAGUACCUCGAUGCCAUCAGCCACGGUGUCGUCAAGGUCAACAUGGACACGGACAUGCAGUACGCCUACAUGGCCGGCAUCCGCGACUACAUGCUCAAGAAGAAGGACUACCUCAUGACUGCCGUCGGCAACCCUGAUGGCGAUGACAAGCCCAACAAGAAGUACUUUGAUCCCCGCGUUUGGGUUCGCGAGGGUGAGAAGACCAUGGCCGCUCGCGUCGCCGAGGCCCUCAAGGACUUCAACUGCGCCGGUAAGGUGUAAAGUGCCAACGACCUGAACUGAAGCACAAUAUGGAUCGGAGUUGUAUUGCAUUACAUGAUUCCCCGGCAUGACAUGGUUAGACGUGUGCUGCCUGGGGAGACGGGGGGUGGGGGGGCUGCGGAACUGGAUCGCAAGAACCUUGACCAGUAGUCAACGAUUGGCGUAGGGCAUUUGUAUCACGGUGGGUGUUGAAAAUCAGAAGACGAGCAUACAAAGUAACUGCUAUUAACAAUUGUGUUG
Purpureocillium takamizusanense is the source of this 1532-nucleotide messenger RNA. It is a transcript of the gene FBA1, whose product is annotated as Fructose-bisphosphate aldolase 1, variant 2. The transcript is spliced from 4 exons. The record is from RefSeq and is a predicted model, not a curated record. Gene Ontology annotation, biological process: glycolytic process; gluconeogenesis. Gene Ontology annotation, molecular function: fructose-bisphosphate aldolase activity; zinc ion binding. Gene Ontology annotation, cellular component: cytosol. The coding region runs from base 393 to 1292 and encodes 299 amino acids. Lineage: Eukaryota; Fungi; Ascomycota; Sordariomycetes; Hypocreales; Ophiocordycipitaceae.